AUGGCUUCGAGCGAGGUGACGAAGCUUCAGCAGCACCUGGCGCUGCUGAAAGAAGAGUAUGGUAAAUUACAAAGUCAUUGCGCUGAGGUGGAGCGCAAAUACACGCUGGCGGCUGCAUCGGCCGGCGACUUGAGCGAGACCAGUUUUGUAGCACGACUGCUCAUGACUGUUGCCACUUUGUAUGGCAGAGAAACGUAUUCGGAUAUCUCAAUCAAGUUGCAGAGUAAAUCCAUGCCUGGACACAAGUUUGUGUUGAAUGCACGUUCUGAUGAUUGGAAUGAAGAAGCUCUUAAGAAUCUGGAUGAAUUAGACUGGACCAAUCUUCCAGAUGACAUUGGAGCGGCUCUUCUUAAGUGGCUUUAUACAGAUGUAGUGGACCUCUCUAGAGGUGACAGUUUUGCAUUACAACUAAUGAAGUCAGCAGCUGGCUUUAAGUUACAUGGACUAGUUGGGAAAUGUGAACAGGCGCUUAUAGCUUCUGUGGGAGUGAGGUCAUGUGUAAAGUUUUAUUCAGCUGCAGAUGAGAUUGGUGCCUCUGCACUCAAAGAACAUUGUUCAGGACUUAUAUCUGCUCACUGGGAUGAUCUGACAGGAGAGGACUUCGCGCAUAUGUCGUCAGCGCUCCUGUACAGAAUGUUGAAGAGUAAGACUUCGCAGCCGCUGCAUGGCGCAGUGCGCCUGUUGCGUGAAGAUGUCGUCUUCCUGUGCCUCGUCGAGAACCAUGCUAACGUGAGUAAUUCCUAUUUUCCUACUCUAUAA
Arctia plantaginis is the source of this 759-nucleotide messenger RNA. The record is from the annotation of a GenBank genome assembly. NCBI's taxonomy places the organism in Eukaryota, Metazoa, Arthropoda, Insecta, Lepidoptera, Erebidae.